CUCCUCGAUAGCUUACAAAUCAAAAGCUUCAAUUCAAGACCUUCUCUAUCUCCGAUGGCUCCGAAGAAGCUUCUAGAUGACCCACCUGUGGUGGAAGACUCCGAUGAGGAAACUGUCGACGAGGAAACUGUCGACGAAGAAGCAGAGGAAGAAGACGACGCCGUUGAAGCUGAAGACGGCAAAGCAAAAUCGGGAGAUGAUAACCAUGACGGUGAUGAAGAAGAAGGAGAAGAAGACGCUGACGAGGAGGACGAAGACGAAGACGAAGAGGACAAUGAGGAAAAGAAAGAGAAGCCCUCUUCUAAGAAGGCCCUAUUAACUUCUUCAUCGGCGGUUUCGAAUUCAAAUCCCCAAUGGCCAUCUGCCUCCGAAGACGAUUCCGGAUCCGGGUCGGAAACAGAGUCCGAAAACAACAGCCAAUCACCAUCAGCUUCCGACUUCACCGUCAAGCCUAUUGUUUCGAAGCCCAUGAACGACACCGUCAAGACCAACAAGAAGAAUGCUCCGGCGAAGCCCGCGCCGGCAUCCAAUUCCGGGUCAAAGCGCCCAGAGACCGAGCCCAACAAGAAGAAUGUUCCAUCAUCGUCCAAUUCCGGGUCAAAGCGCCGGGCGGAGACCGAGCCCAACCCGAAGGACUCUAAGAAGAAGAAGGUCGUGAACAGUGGCGAUGACGAUGAUGGGAAAAAGGGACGGCUUUGGAGCGAAGAUGAUGAAAUUGCGAUCUUGAAGGGCAUGAUAGAGUACCAAGUCAAAAAUGGCCCCGUAACAAAUUCGACUAUGGGCGCAUUCCAUGAGUUUAUCAAGAAAAAAUUGCAGGUCGAUGUAAGCAAGCUGCAGUUGAGCGAUAAGAUCAGGAGGUUGAAGAUGAAGUACCAGAAGAAGGGAGAGAAUGGCGAGGAUCCGGUGUUUUCCAAGCCCCACGAAGUCAAGUCCUUUGAUCUAUCGAAGAAGGUUUGGGGUGUUGAGGCUAAUGGGGUCGAUGAUAAUGCAAAGGACAGCAAGAGGAAGCCAAGGAAGAGCAAUAAGGUUGACAAAGCUACAGUCUUGGCCUUGCCUGUUUCAGAUGUAGCACCUGUUUCAGAUGUAGCUGAGAAGAAAGAGGAGCUUAAUGUAGCUAAUGGUGGAAUUAAGGCUGACCCAGUUGACUUUUGGUCUAAAUACCCAUGCCUGAGUGGUUCUUUGGGGUUGGACAAUUCCACACCGAGGUCAGAUUUAACUACCCUUAUGAUUCAGAAAAUGCCUUUGAUUGGGAAAUCGAAGGCUAAAGAGUUGGAGGGUAAGUGGAGGGCCUUGCAGCUCAUUGAAAUGGAGUUGUCUGUCAAGAAGCUUGCUUUGAUGCAGGAACAGGCUAAAUUUGUAUUGGAUUCAAUGAAGUCUUCGGAGGAUUAGAGGUUACUUUGAAGGUAAUUCAUGGUUUUUCUGGACUUUUUGUUAAUAUUUGAGUUGAAAACUUAGUGGUAUUUUCUUCAGAUGGAAGUUGUUUUGUUUUAGCCAUUGGGUUCUCAAAUUUUGAUAAAGAAUAUUGUUUUGCUAUUAGCCUAAGGUAUACCAUAUGUUACAUGGAGAUUAUUUCCGUAUAAUUCAAGUAAUUUCUUUAUGGUAUUUUAGCUCUGUCUUUUGCAAUUUAUUUUGAGACUGGAUGGGGUUUGAUAAAUAGUCUUGUUGAUUGGAAAAUAUGAUGUUAC
Messenger RNA from Prunus mume (Japanese apricot), 1685 nucleotides. Its product is annotated as STOREKEEPER protein-like. Lineage: Eukaryota; Viridiplantae; Streptophyta; Magnoliopsida; Rosales; Rosaceae. Gene Ontology annotation, cellular component: nucleus. Gene Ontology annotation, biological process: regulation of DNA-templated transcription. The record is from RefSeq and is a predicted model, not a curated record.